Xylaria bambusicola is the source of this 1821-nucleotide messenger RNA. RefSeq lists its product as uncharacterized. The record is from RefSeq and is a predicted model, not a curated record. NCBI's taxonomy places the organism in Eukaryota, Fungi, Ascomycota, Sordariomycetes, Xylariales, Xylariaceae. The transcript has 2 exons. Gene Ontology annotation, molecular function: FAD binding. The coding region runs from base 544 to 1821 and encodes 425 amino acids.
CUGAACGAGACGCAAAACUUCCCUUCCACCACUCUCAACCUUGAAUACAGCAAAUAUUUCGUCAUAAUAAUGGUGGUACUGUUUUCAGGAGUUCCGAAAUAGUUAGAUCAGGCGCCCCUUGCAACACUUACCAGGCAGAUGAUGUCGUGAAACACGGUUAACAAGAUUCUCGGGUGAGAAUGGGUUUCCGAACUAGGGUUUAUAAUAUAUAACGAUGGGGUAUCAUUGCAUGACAUGCUCAUUUUCAACCUGGUGCCGCCUUCGGUGAAUUCACGGUCUAUUCGGCCAUAUCGGCCGAUAGCCAAAGUGAACCUGCUCAAGAUUGACGGACAUCUAAAUGAGCUUUUCGCGCAUCCCGGGUAGCGGACAUAGCAAAAGUCCGUAUUUCUAGUGAUAUAUAACUCCCUAUACCUUACAUUACCCUGCGGUUCAGACAUCAAACAUGCCACUAAUACCAGGCUGAGUGAACAACAGCAAUUAGCAACGUGGACAAACUUAUUGAUCAUCUCCAUUAUAUCCAAACACCGGCUCUAGAGUACCAUCAUGGCACAGCUCAAGAUCCUUAUAAGCGGCGCCGGCAUCGCCGGCAACGCGCUCGCGUACUGGUUGGCGAAGAUAGGCCACGACAUCACGGUAGUCGAGCGCUUCUCCAGCCUCCGGGACACAGGUCUCCAGCUCGACCUCCGAGGCCACGGCAUCGAAGUCAUGAAGCGCAUGAAGCUGGAAGAGGCCUUCAAAGCCAAGGUCGCUCCGGAAAAGGGCGUACAGCUCAUCGACAAGCGAGGCCGCCGGCGCGCCUUCUUCCCGGCGACGACAACCAAGGAUGGCGUGCAGAACUUCACGACGGAGUUUGAGAUCAUGAGAGGGGAUAUAUGCCGUAUCUUGUAUGAUGCUGCCGUCAAGCACGGUGCCAAGUUCAUUUUUGGAACGUCCAUCGAGAAAUACGAUGACAAGGGCAGUUCUGUGGUUGUCCGGUUGGCGAAUGGCAGGGAGGAUUCUUUCGACUUAGUGGUCGGCGCUGAGGGCCUCAACUCACGUACGCGCAAGAUGAUGCUCGGCCCUGGUGCCAAGGACGCAGCCCGCCCGCUAGACGGCGUUAUGGUCGGCUAUUUCACUAUGCACAAGCCGAUACAACAGGGAGAAGAAUUCCUCGCCACGUUCUACGUGGCACCAGGCAAUAAAGGGAUCAUGGCGCGACGGUCGCAUCCCGAGACUUUGCAGAUAUACAUCGGCGGCAAGACCCAUGCCCUCGACAACGUUGCGCGGGGCGACGUCAAGGCCGAGAAGGAGGCUUUGACGGAGUUCAUGCGCGGCGCGGGCUGGGAGACGGAGAACAUCUUGAAAGCCAUGAACACCGAUAACGACUUCUACCUCGAGCGCAUGGCGAUCGUGAAGCUGGACCGAUGGUUCAAGGGUCGUGUUGUCCUUGUUGGCGACGCUGCUUGGUGCCCUACGGCGAACACGGGCAUGGGGACUACAUCGAGCAUCGUCGGCGCCUACGUCCUGGCCGGUGAAAUCGGGCGGCACUGCGGAAAGGGGACGGCGGAGAAGUCCGACAAAUCUGACGCCGGGGCGGAUCUCGACAAGGCUCUUGCCUCUUAUGAUGCGAAGUUCCGGCCGUUUAUGGACCAGGUGCAGAAGGGGAUUGGAGAGGGUUCCGACUGGGGCAUGUCGUUCAUGUCGACUGCGUUUGGCAUCUCCUUGAUGCAUAUCUUCGUUGCCGUGCUGGCAUUUUUCCAAGUCAAUAUCGGCGCGAUGGUGUUGAAGGAGCAAGUGAAGGAUUGGAAACUCCCAGAUUACGAAGAGUUGAAUGAGGCGUAG